Corticium candelabrum is the source of this 3316-nucleotide messenger RNA. RefSeq names its product deleted in malignant brain tumors 1 protein-like. The transcript has 8 exons. Gene Ontology annotation, molecular function: cysteine-type peptidase activity. Gene Ontology annotation, cellular component: membrane. The record is from RefSeq and is a predicted model, not a curated record. The coding region runs from base 114 to 3119 and encodes 1001 amino acids. Gene Ontology annotation, biological process: proteolysis. Lineage: Eukaryota; Metazoa; Porifera; Homoscleromorpha; Homosclerophorida; Plakinidae.
CACCGUCUCUUCACCACAUACGUUAGUCCAUCGCAGCGCCACCUCGAACAGCUCCACAAAAUCACUCAGAGCAAGUCUCGUUGCAAGCGCACUAAAUCUCAACUCUUCUCGCAAUGUCGACGUCCACUCGCCCGCAUUGCCUCCUCCUCUUCUUCCUCCAUCUCUACAUCACAACCAAACUCGGAUGCUUUGCAGGACACUACGGCUCACAAGCGUCCAUCCGUUUUACUCACACAUCCGAAGUGAGAUUGAUUGCCUUGAAGAACGCCAAUCUCACAUCCAACGAUUUGCGCCGUCUCGUCGACAACGACAGCAAAACGUGCGUGCAAGGUCAACCAACGAACGGCAAAACGUCGAAAACCACGAUUCGAGCCGAUUUCCGCGCGGCUUGCCUCGAGGUCACGACCGUCGUCAUUGUGGUCGGACGGACGACUCCCGCCACGCACUCGUCGCCUUAUGUUUCGUUAAGGAGGCUUUGCUCAGGAGGAUGGAAUUGGGUAAAGUGCCACAGAGCCGGAGAACGGGCCGUCCAGCCGACGCACUACGUCUGCAGCGGACAUUACGCUAGAGCGGUCGAUAUCGAGUUUCCCUCUAAUCUCCCCAUAUGUGAACUAACCAUCAACUACUUACCACUACCAGCUCUCACUACUCCUAUAAAAUUGGUUGGAGGUUCAAACCAAUCUCAUGGAACAGUACAAGUGUACUACCAAGGUGCUUGGGGAACUGUAUGCGACGAUUUCUGGACCAUCCACGACGCUCACGUCGUCUGUCAUCAGCUCGGUUACUCGAACGCACUAGAAUUUAAGAAAGAAGCAACGUUCGGAAAAGGUGAGGGUCGCAUACUGAUGGACAACUUGAGGUGCACGGGAACGGAAGGUCGUCUUCAAGACUGUCUUUUUAACGGAUGGAAAAAGCACGACUGCGAUCACGACGAAGAUGCAGGAGUCGUUUGUAAUGAAGAGAUUCCCUGUAAAGAAACCAACAACAAACCGCAAAUCGAGACAAAUAACUUUCCGGUGCGAUUGGUCGAUGGAGGUAGACCAUACAGAGGCAGACUAGAAGUAUUCGUUAGAGACCAGUGGGGAUCAGUUUGCGACAACAACUUUGGCGCGCUAGAGGCCAAAGUGGCAUGCCGUCAACUCGGAUAUACGGGAUACGUCACUUACGCGUACAAAAUUGGCCAAUCGGAUGGUCCCACUUGGAUGGAUAACGUAAACUGUGACGAACUGAAAGAAACAGGUGAAGAUGGCAGAGUAAGUCGUCUAGCAGAUUGCUUUAAGAAGGGAACGGAAGAACGAUUCAGUUCGGACAAGUUUUGGGGAAUCAACAAUUGCACUCACGACCAAGACGUCGCACUAACAUGCGCCAAAUCAGCCAAGACCCUUCCAAUACGAUUAGUCGACGGUGGGGCCUCACACAAAGGCCGAGUGGAGGUAUUCGUUAACGGAAUGUGGGGAUCCGUGUGUAACAACAGUUGGGGCUGGAACGACGCAAAGGUAGUCUGCCGUCAGUUGGGAUUUCCGUCUGUGAGGGGGUAUCGGACGUCGACGCUGCGCAACGCAAGAGAGAGUCAGAUGAUUUGGAUGGACAGCGUUAUGUGUGGCGGACGCGAAAGGAGGCUGCAGGAUUGUUUUUUUUCAGGCUGGGGAGUUCACAAUUGCUCGCAUGAGCAAGAUGUCGGGGUCGAAUGUUUACCUACAGAAGAUUCAAAAUCAUAUGACAAGCACCAAAAGGCUGCCGCAAGAAAACGAAGAAACGAUAACGAACUCACUCUAGACCGUCACUUCUUCCAACACAAAAUAGUAAACAGGAAAGACAUUCGACUUGUUGGUGGCUACAGUUCCUCUGAAGGACGCGUUGAAAUCAACAUCAAAGGCACUUGGACGACAAUUUGCAAUCCAAAGUGGGACAUCAACGACGCAAACGCAGUAUGCAAUCGUCUCGGAUUUAGUGGAGCAGUCGAUGCGUUCCAAAAGGCUUACUUUGGAGAAGGCAAUGGAGCUAUACUCAAACUUAAUAUCAAUUGUUUGAGACGAAACCCGCCUUCGUUCUCUGCCUGUUCUUCACCUCUUCGAGUUGAGAAGACGUGCACUCACUCGAAUGACGUCGGAGUCAUAUGCUUACCUCACGAUCAAGACACUCAGCGUUUCGUCUACUUUACCCACGAAUACAACAAGAUGUAUCCAUCCGGCAAGACACGCAAUCAAAAAGCCGCCGCUUUCACCUCCAACCUUAAAAAGAUCGAAAACCUAAACGGCCGCGCCGAUCAUCGCUCUCCACUCGGCAUCAACAAGUUCACCGACAUGUCGCAAAAAGAGUUUGCAAAAUCUCACCUCAUGUCUCAACUCUCCACCAAUCUGCGCGGGAACGAAGAACCCGAGCCCCGAGGACGCCAUAGACGCUCCAUUUCCGAUCACGUCGACUGGAUCGGUCCGAUUCCCGAAUGUUUCGAUUGGAGAGACAAGAGCCCGCCGGUCGUCACCAGAGUAAAGGAUCAGGGACUGUGCGGAGCGUCGUACGCGUUUGCCUCCGUCGCGCAGAUGGAGAGCAUCUGGGCUAUACAGAAACAUCGGCCGUUGAUCGAGCUGUCGGUGCAGCAAAUUAUAUCAUGCGAUCAGACGUCGUCAAGCUGUGACGGAGGCAAGCCCGACGACGUCAUGGAUUAUGUCCUUUCAUCCAAGGGGCUACAACUCAACAAUACUUAUCCAUACGUUUCUGGCACGAGUGGAAAUACUGAAAGCUGUGAGUUUAACUCCACACAGAUCUAUUCUAGUUUUAGAGGCUGGGCGCGCGUGACGAGAAUGAGACCGACGGCACAGGACGAGUACGACAUGGCUGUAUUUCUCUAUCGACACGGUCCGAUUGUUGCAUGCAUCAACGCCGCCAAUCUUCAGUUUUACACUCGCAGCGUGUGGAGUAACUGCGGAGGUAACUACGGGAGCGUCAAUCAUUGCGUCUUGCUGACCGGUUUCGGCGUUGGUCGAGACGGGACUCCCUAUUGGGUGGCGAAGAAUUCUUGGGGUGACGAUUGGGGUGACGAAGGCUACUUCUUUAUUCAACGCAACGUCAACAUGUGUGGGAUUGCCGAGUGGGUGUUCGCCGCGUAUAUAACCUUGUAGACUGAGAUGUGAACCGGAGGACGUUGUGGUUAUAAUUUGCGUGGGUGUGUCUUGUGUCUCUGUGUGCGAUUGUGUUCGACAAACUUGGUAUAGUGAUAGCAAGUUUCAGAGUGUCUGUAGCUAAUCAAUAAGUGCUCGAAUGUUGACGUUGAAUUCGCUCCUCAAAAAAUUCAAUAAAUGGUAAAUGUAUACAAUGA